This is a messenger RNA of Arachis duranensis, 1218 nucleotides long. Its product is annotated as TMV resistance protein N-like. Bases 1 to 1218 code for a protein of 405 amino acids. Gene Ontology annotation, biological process: signal transduction; defense response. Gene Ontology annotation, molecular function: ADP binding. The transcript is spliced from 5 exons. The record is from RefSeq and is a predicted model, not a curated record. NCBI's taxonomy places the organism in Eukaryota, Viridiplantae, Streptophyta, Magnoliopsida, Fabales, Fabaceae.
AUGUCGUCGUCUUCCUAUACAACAAAGUACGAUGUAUUCAUUAGCUUCAGAGGUGAGGACACUCGCGAAACCUUCACUGUCCAUCUGUUUAACGCUCUGGCAAACAAGACAAUCCGAGCAUACAUGGAUUGUCUUCUCCAGAGAGGAGAUGAAGUCUGGCCAGCACUCGAGAAAGCGAUCGAGAGCUCGCUAAUAUCGAUCGUGGUUUUCUCAGAAAAGUACGCAACCUUGAAGUGGUGCUUGGAAGAGCUCGUCAAGAUUCUUCAAUGGAGGGAAUAUCACGGUCAGGUUGUUAUAUCAGUGUUCUAUAGAACUGAUCCAUCAGAUAUACGGAACCAAAGUGGAAGUUUUGAGAAGGCCUUUGCAAAAUACGAAAGAGAUUUUGCAGAGAGCCUGGUUGGAAUUGAAGAAAUCCGUAAGAUUGUUAAAGUCAACAUGAAGCAACACCGAGUAAUUGGAAUUUGGGGUAUGCGCGGGAUAGGGAAGACAACCAUCGCUAAAAUGUUAUUUGCAAAAUCCUUUCCUCAUUAUGACCAUGUUUGCUAUGCGGAAAAUGCAAAAGAAUAUACGCCUCAAAGGCUUCUUUCAGAGCUAUUGAGGGAACGAAUUACCACUGAUGCAACAGGAUUCGUGAACAGUAUGAGCAGCCUUAGCAAUAAGAAAGUUCUCAUUAUCCUCGACAAUGUGAAGGAUUCUGAUCAACCAUUGUUAGAAGCAGUGUGUGAAGGGUACAAGAGCCCACAGUCGAGAAACUCUGAACCAAGUUUUUAUGCUAAGUUACUUGUUGAGAUUCGCAUGCCGCACAGCCAUGUCAAGAAACUCUGGGAGGAAAAGCAGGAACUUAAUAAUUUAGAAGGGAACGACUUAAGCGAAUGCAAAGAGUUAGAAGAGCUUCCAGAUUUGUCUGAGGCUAAAAGACUCAGAUGGGAUUGUAGUCACUUGUUUGAAUUUCCUGACAACAUUGAUUCCUUAUCGAAAUUGCGCGAAUUAAGGCUAGAUGGAAGCAAUGUGACCUGGUUGCCUGCAACCAUCAAGUGUCUUCAAGAGCUGGAAAUUUUGUCCCUAAAUAAUUGCAAGUUUCUUGAGACACUGCCAGAGCUUCCAUCUUCUAUCAAGGAGUUCUCUGCUGAUAACUGCAUCUCAUUGGUGUUUGUAUCAGCUCUAAACACUCUGGCAACAAAGAUGGUGAGGAAAGACGAAACGCAUCUCCUUCAAUAA